AUGGACCCACUUAUCGAGGAAGAGUAUAUAAUGGAACCAGACACAGAAACAUCAGUAUUAGAUUCAAUAUGGAGUGCGGGUCCCGUCUUACUUGGUUCCACUCUGCUAGUGGUAUACAUUGGUUUCAAGUGGUUCCAACGGCAGAAAGCCAACUCGGACAUUGACGAAGCCACAAAAAAUCCAGAUUUAUAUCUCGCUCGGAUGGAGGCCAUACAGCGAACUCGCGAGAAACAGCAGAGAGAGUUGGAGGAGGCAUCGCGAAAAAAGAAGGAAGAGGACAUUGAGAAAGAAAAACGAAAACGCGCGGAAAAUUUGGCGAAACUAGAAAAGUAUGGGUCAAAGGGGGGACAGAAAGUGGGACAUCCGAGUGAUGGAGAAUAUCUUCCGUUGUGCGGUGGUUCGUCUUCGUCAAGUUAUAAAGCGCCCAAGCGAUCCGCUUGCGCUAAAGGCGGUUGUGGGAAAUAA
Messenger RNA from Pieris macdunnoughi, 465 nucleotides. NCBI's taxonomy places the organism in Eukaryota, Metazoa, Arthropoda, Insecta, Lepidoptera, Pieridae. The record is from the annotation of a GenBank genome assembly.